AUGGCCAAUGAUGUUGCAGCGGGUAGACUGAAGAUCAUUCUUGGGGUAGACUACGGCACCACGUUCACAGGAGUGAGUUACGUGACCUCGGACAAGACAAGCAUCGAUGAUAUCGACGUUAUCCGGACCUGGCCUGGCGAUGGGCGCCCGGUUGAAGGCAAUUGGAAGACACCCACGGUCAUUGCCUACAACUCGGAGAACCGAGGUGCGUGCCGCAAUCACUGGGGAUAUGAGGUGCGCGCAGGCAUGGUGUCGUGUUCUCGGACGAAGCUGCUGCUGGACAAGUCGGCAGAAACGGCCGAGUUUGACGACCCAUCAUUGCGCGACGCCACUGGCUCGGCGCUGUUCCAUAUCCCUCGAGGCAAAGAUGCGCAGAUCGUGUGCCAGGACUUUCUUACCGAAGUGUACCGUUUCGUGGUCGAUAACCUCAAAAUGCGCAUAACCCCCGCGGUUUUUGAUAUGACACCGAUGGAGUGUUACCUCACGGUACCGGCUAUCUGGACUGACCAGGCGCGGAUAGCGACGUGGGAGGCGGCGAAGGCGGCUGGCUUCGGCUCCCGUUCUUUCGAUGCCAUCCGGAUCGUCGCCGAACCCGAAGCAGCAGCAGUGGCAGCACUAAGGAAAGACCUUCGGCCGGGAUCCACGAAUGCGGCAAAGGUUGGAGAAAAUGUCCUUAUUCUCGACUGUGGAGGGGGAACGGUGGAUAUCAUGACAUAUACGAUUCGAAGAACGUUUCCAUCAAUUGAGUUUGAUGAGCUUUGUGUCGGGAUCGGUGGAAAGUGCGGAUCUACCUAUAUUGAUCGGAACUUUAUCUCGCUGAUGACCAGAAGAUUCGAGUCGUCUUUCGAAAAUGUCCCGUCUAGGCGGAGAGGUCCUGGAAGCGAGUUCAUGGCAUCGUUUGAGAAGGCAAAGCAGAGCUUUGGCAGCUCUGAAAACGAUUCGUAUGACAUUCAUCCUAUCAGCAUGCAGGGCGAGUUGGACCCGGAGCACUACGAUCAGGAUGAGGCAGCUGUUAUCCUAACGAAACAAGACAUGGAGGGGAUCUCUGACCCCGUCGUCCAGGAUAUCCUUCGUCUCCUCGGUCACCAGGUUGAGCACAUUUCGCGCACCAAGGGCAAGCGAAUCAAUACGAUAGUCCUGGUUGGUGGCUUUGGAAACUCGGACUACCUUAAGCGGAAACUGGACGCCUGGUGCGCCUCCAACGACGGAAUCAAAUGCAUCCGUCCAACCUUCUGGGGUCUUGAGGGAGCGAUGCCGCACAUGGUCAUCUGCCGUCGCCAUUAUGGUUUCCGUUGCGAUCUGCUCUUUCGGCCGGGUAUUGACAGUGAGGAACAUGCCUACAUUGACUGGGGUAAAACAUAUUGUCGUGGCCGUGUGGACUGGCUGAUACGGAAGGGCGCAGAACUUUCCGAUUCGACUACUCUGUACUCUUGCAACCUUGACUUAGCGCCUGAACGUUUCGACGACCCUGGAAUGGAGCACAUCGGCACUAUUACUGUGGAUUUUACGAAUGUCGACAUGACCAGGUUCGAGAAGAGGACGGUGCGGGGUCGCAUUGAAUACAAGCUCGAUUACGAAGUCGGCGUAGAUUUUAGAGCUGAAGAAGGCGUUUUGCGCUGCUUUUGUCUGGCCGAUGGCAAGACCAUUGGCGUCACGACGAUCAGUUUCACGGAUCUCACCGGAUAG
Canariomyces notabilis is the source of this 1686-nucleotide messenger RNA. Its product is annotated as actin-like ATPase domain-containing protein. The transcript is spliced from 12 exons. Lineage: Eukaryota; Fungi; Ascomycota; Sordariomycetes; Sordariales; Chaetomiaceae. The record is from RefSeq and is a predicted model, not a curated record. The coding region runs from base 1 to 1686 and encodes 561 amino acids. Gene Ontology annotation, molecular function: ATP-dependent protein folding chaperone; ATP binding.